Saccostrea cuccullata (small rock oyster) is the source of this 1845-nucleotide messenger RNA. RefSeq names its product transmembrane emp24 domain-containing protein 6-like. The transcript is spliced from 4 exons. NCBI's taxonomy places the organism in Eukaryota, Metazoa, Mollusca, Bivalvia, Ostreida, Ostreidae. Gene Ontology annotation, biological process: intracellular protein transport; endoplasmic reticulum to Golgi vesicle-mediated transport; Golgi organization. Gene Ontology annotation, cellular component: COPII-coated ER to Golgi transport vesicle; endoplasmic reticulum; Golgi apparatus. The record is from RefSeq and is a predicted model, not a curated record. The coding region runs from base 305 to 1030 and encodes 241 amino acids.
UGCAGCAAAAGAUAAAAAAGUUAUGAGCCAAAUAAUGUAAAUUGAUUUCAGAAAUACCACUGGAGGGUAUUGGCUAAAAAAUGAAGCUGGUCGCGAGUUCUUUAACAGAGUUUUAACCAUACAUGUAUUUACAAUGAUAUUAAAAAUGCUUAUAGCUGCAAGGGUGUUUUUCUAUAUUUCGAUUAUUCAUAUGUCAAUUUUUAUUGAAGGGUAAUUUAUCGCAAUCUAGCCUAAACUGAGUUGUCGCUGUACUUGAUAUAAUGUAUCGAAUAUCUCGCUAGUCUAUGACCAAGUUCCCGUCCUGAUGAUAAACAAUAUGUUCUCAACAUAUAUCGUGCUAAGUACGGCGUGUCUUUGGAAUCUAUUUCUCCAAGUGAUACCAGAACGAGUUACAGAGGAGAACACUGAGGAUUUUAGCUUUGAUGGCCUCCCCGGGGCUCAGCAUGAAUUCAAAAUAGAGGUUCCUGCAAGCCAGGAGGAGUGUUUUGUACAGAGAGUGGCACAGAAUGCUAAUCUUUAUGCUUCGUUUGAGGUUCUUCGAGGCGGUGAUCGUAUUGUAGACUUUUAUGUGAAGGAUGGUUAUAAUAAUAUGAUCAAAGAAAUCAUUUACAAAUCAGAGGGGAGUAUAGAAUACACGGCUCCUGACACUGGACAUUAUCAGAUAUGUGUUCAAAAUAUUCAUAGCAGAUUUUUAUCGAAGCUUGUAUACAUUUAUAUUGUGACGGUGGUUGAAGAAGAAUGGACCAAAUAUGUAGCCGAAAUAGAGGGAUUGCAAACAACAGUUCAAAAUUUUACGACAUCCAUCUCGGUGGUUCAAAAGUCCAUAGACCAAGUACGAUUGCAUCAAGCCACUAGUAGAAUGAACAUUAUAAAGGACUGGUAUUUACUGACCGGAAAUAAUGCUUACGUCAUGUAUUGGUCCGUUUUCCAGAUUGUUUCUAUUUUAGCAACGUCUUGUUUUCAGGUGUACUUUGUAAGGAAAUUAUUUAAUAUCCCAGAUGUGACUCCUUCAUCCAAACCAAGAGCUUAGAAAGAUGACAGCAAACAUUAGAUAUAAAACGGAAGACUUUAUUUUAUUUCAUAGACAUGUAUUAUCAUUACCUUCAUCAUUACAUGUAUUAUCAUUUCAUUGAUGUAUACAUGGUCUUGUCUUAUUACAGAAGUGAUGUAACACUGUGGAAUAAAUAAAAUCCAAACACCAUUUAUUUUAUAACCUAUUGACAUAGAAGUGUAGGAGCAAAACCAAAAAAAAAUGUGAUACCUUUUAAAGACAUAGAUAUGUAUGAAACGUGACCAAAAAAAAAUUCUCUCAAACAAAUCUCUUUUCACCUUUGAUAAUAUUUUAAAAUGAUAAAAAUAGCAUUUUGGGGACUCUUCUCUUCACUUUUUUACACAAACAAUGAACCAAAACGCACUCAAUCGAAAGGAAUUAGUUAUUCACAUAUGCAUGUAUUUACAUUUCCAUAUAGGUUAUAGCACAAACGUAACCACCAGCCUUUAUAUCCUCUCUGUUUGUCGUACUUAGGACAGAAUCUAAUUAAUGGUUUAUUAUGUACAGGACCUUUAUUUCACAAGUUUUAUCUGUUCUCAUCACAUAAUUUCAUGCUUUUUUGAUAAAGUCGAAAUCCCAAACAAAAAAGUACAUUUGAAAUAUCUCCCUAUUUUUUAAAACAAAUAUUUUGGUCGUAGCUGAUAUUGUAAUGUUUCAAUGACCAGAGGCAGGCGACUGGAGGAAUAGUUCGAGGAAGACAAACAUCGUUUUAGGAGUUUCUUUCAAGUAAACAGUUUCUUUUAGAUUGGGCUUCAUGUAAGACCUAAAACUGCUUCUAGGUUAUUUAACGUUAC